Molecule: messenger RNA, 4489 nt
Organism: Megalopta genalis
Lineage: Eukaryota; Metazoa; Arthropoda; Insecta; Hymenoptera; Halictidae
Gene: Prp39
Product: pre-mRNA processing factor 39
Biological process (GO): RNA processing; mRNA 5'-splice site recognition
Cellular component (GO): U2-type prespliceosome; U1 snRNP; commitment complex
Molecular function (GO): protein binding; pre-mRNA 5'-splice site binding
Source: RefSeq, a predicted model, not a curated record
CCCACAGAGGGACCUUGCAGCUCGUCGCCGCCAUUUUCUUCUUUGGUUCUGCGUUUUACAUUCCAGAGAUUGCUGCGAGAGCAAGAUGUCGUCUGCGAGUGGUGACGAGAGCGAGAUUGCUUUAAUUGAACCCGUGCGUCGCACGAGAUCGGGCCGUACCCGUAAAACUGCCGUCGUGGCGAAGAAAUCGCCCGUAAAGAAACUGCUUGCGAGAGCAACACGUUCGCCCAAAAAAGUCCAGGAAAUCGAGGAGGUCGAAGAGGAGGAACCCGUAUUCCAAGGUGAAGUUAUUAUGGAAAGUAUUCCAGAGAACGGAGUGCAAAGAUUCAGCGACAUAAUCCAGCAACACCACGAGGAUGAAUCGUCUAUGCUGCAGUUGGAGCUGGACGAUUCAACCGAUACGGCUGUUCAUGAAAUCAAUAUGAAUCAGAGUAUGCAGAUCGAGGAAGAUCAAGAAAAUAUACCUGAUUCGGAAACAUCCGAGUCACAAAUUGAUCAUACUACCGUGGUGGCAGGUCACAUGAUCAUAGAAGAGGGCAGUAUGGACAAGGUGGACAUGUUAAAUGACCAGGAGCAAAUAGAUAUGGAGGGGCAAGAUACAAGUAACGACGACACGAAUCAACGUGUCUUAAUAGAUUUCCAAGAGGUCAUAACCGACGAUGGCGAGCACAUAACACAAGUGACUGAGAUUUUAGAGUCUGAGGAAAUUGAACCCGAGAACGUUUUAACCGAGGAUCCUGGGAUCGAAGUCAUGGAAGUGGACGAUUCUCAACAAGAAGUUACAGAAGUAAUAGAGGACGUUACCGAAACAUUACCCGAUCGGAUAGAGACAACGGAAAUAUCGGAGAUUGCUGAGGUGAUCGAUACCAGCGCAGAGUGUUCACCUCACAGUACUAUAAAGAAGACGGAACCGGAUACGGAAGCUGUGUCCGAGGACGAGUUGCCAACGGAAGCUGCAGCAAAGGAGCCUGAGACGGAGGCUGUGUCCGACGAAGAGUUACCAGCAGCAGCUCCCGCAGACUUGGGAGAAACAGAGUCGGUCUCGGAGGACGAAUUACCGCCGGACAGCGAGAAAAAGAAGAAGAGCGGAUUAAAGGCAAUGAGCAAAACUCCGGAAAAGAAAACCAAAACUGAAGGUGGAAGUAAACGUAAGUUGAAUGCGGAAGGAGAGUAUGAUCCUAGUUCGCCGACAUCUGAAAAUAACGAUGAGACGCCGGCCAAAAAGGUGGCGCUCUCAACCGAGACGGAUGCGGGGGAAAGUAAGCAAGAAACUAAACCAGCAUCACCAAAGAAAAAGACUCUACCCGAGCUGGAAAAGUAUUGGAAAGCUGUUAACGAAGAUCCGUCCGAUUUUACGGGGUGGACGUAUCUUCUCCAGUACGUUGAUCAAGAAAACGAUGCGGAAGCAGCCCGCGAAGCUUAUACGAAAUUUUUGGAGCGUUAUCCAUAUUGCUACGGUUACUGGAGAAAGUUUGCUGAUUACGAGAAGAAGAAGGGCAACCCCGAAAAUGUCCAAAGGGUAUUCGACCAAGGUUUGAAAGCUAUUUCGCUCAGUGUCGACCUUUGGCUGCAUUACAUCAACCACUGCAAAACUGUCUACGAAAAGGAUGAAGAAAAGCUUCGUGAACAAUAUGAAAGAGCUAUUCAAGCAUGUGGUCUUGAGUUUAGAUCCGAUCGUCUUUGGGAAAGUUACAUAAAGUGGGAACUCGAAGGCAAACGCCUUAGUAGAGUGACAGCCCUGUACGAUAGAUUGCUAUGCACACCCACACUCGGCUAUAUCUCUCACUUCGACGCAUUUCAAGAAUUCGUUUCCUCGAAUCUACCAAAUCGUAUUUUAAGCGUCGAUGAUUUCCUUGCGCUGCGUGCCGAGGUCAAGGCACUAUUGAAGUCCGAUGACAAUAGCACUACUUCGGCAACAGAUGAUGCACCACCCGGCGAGGAACCUCCGCCUCAUGAACUUCCGCCAACCGACGAAGAGACUCGUGCUAUUAGAGAGAAAAUAAUCAGUAGUCGACGUAAAAUGCACAAGGCCAAUAUUAACGCCGUUGCUGCUAGGUGGUCCUUCGAGGAAGGUAUUAAAAGACCGUAUUUCCACGUGAAGCCUCUGGAGCGAUGUCAAUUAAAAAAUUGGAAAGAAUAUUUGGACUUUGAGAUCGAGCAGAAAGAUCAGAAUCGGAUAAUCAUUCUGUUCGAGAGAUGUCUGAUAGCGUGUGCUCUAUACGACGAGUUCUGGAUGCGGUUUGUUCGUUACCUAGAAUCGUUAAAGGGCGACAACGUUGAGAAGAUAAGGGACGUAUAUUCCAGAGCAUGUACGGUGCAUCAUCCGAAAAAGCCAAAUCUGCACUUGCAGUGGGCGACCUUCGAAGAGGGUCAGGGUAACUUCGAGAAAGCUGCGAACAUAUUGGAGAAUAUCGACAACGUGCUACCCAAUAUGUUGCAAGUAGCAUACCGAAGAAUAAAUUUGGAGCGUAGGCGGGCGGACUUGGACAAAGCUUGUACAUUGUAUGAAAAUUAUAUUAGCAACAGUAAGAACAGAACGAUUGCGAACAACAUCGCGGUGAAAUACGCACGGUUUCUGUGUAAAGUGAAAAAUGACGUGGACAAGGCGAUUAAAGUAUUACUGAAGGCGACAGAGAAGGACAAGGACAAUCCGAGACUCUACUUGCAAUUGAUCGAUUUGGGAAUGCAGAGGACUCCCGUCGACACGCAAGAGAUCGUAGGAUAUAUGGACAUGUUCAUAGAACGCGAGCACGCCGACCUUGAACAGCGAGUGCUCUUCGCACAGCGCAAAGUAGAAUUCCUCGAAGAUUUCAGUCCGGAUAUUCGGCAAGUGUUGAAGGCGCAUGAACAAUUCCAGAAAUGCAUUAAACAGGCGAAGGAGCGGAAAAAGACGAAAAGCGACGACACGAAAACGGAUACUUCUCCACCAAAGAAAGUUAAAACUGGAGAUCAGUCGAGCAUACCGCCCCCGCCAUCCGUCAGUUCGCAGUCGUCUUAUCAAUACAGCAGCGGACCAAGCGGUCCUUAUCAGUCGCAACAGCAGUUCCAGAGCAGUCAGUACGGUGGUCAAGGUGGCUACCAGCAGGGCUAUCAACAGUAUCCGCCCCCGUCGGAUCCGAACUAUGCCAAUUAUAAUUGGCAAUACGGACAAGGUGGACCCCAAGCGUACGGACCUUACAAUCAGUGGGGAUCUUACAAUUAUUACUAGUGUAAUACAACCGAUGUUUUAUCUGUACCAGCUUUCAAUAUGUUACCGUGUCUAUUGUACAUUUUAUUAUCCUUGCGUUUCUGUCGUCCGAAAGACGAACGGGAAGGAAGGGAAACGAAAUUCUUUAAAGUUCCAAAUGACACAUCAGUGACCUGACACGAAUCCUAACACACGCUACACGUCGGUACCGAAGCCUCCUUUCGAUACUACCAACCAAAUUUUUUGCAUGAAUUUCUGUCGUAAACGUAUUUCUAAGUAUAAUGUAGCAGUAUCAGUGGAUUUACGACUAUUGACAAACAUACUAUUACACGAUUGUGACACGAUAACAUGUAGUAGAGACAGACAAAAAAAAAGGGAAGAAUGCCAUAACGAUACGAUGAGUGAAGUGAACUACGUUCAAUGCUGUCAGAGUACGUGCUGCGAAACGAGAAAGAGAAAAAAUAUUUUGUAUCUGCAUCGAAUUCGCACGAUACAAUGAUGCUUUGGUGUUUUAUUCCGUGACAGUUGUGUUAUUUUUCUCGACGAGGAUAUAGUAAUACUUGGAUGUUGGCCCUUGAUUUGUAACAAGCAUUCUUCUUUACGGCGCGUAUUUAGUUUACGAUUACCAUUAGAUUCUAAUGUGCGUUAAUACGCUUUUUAUUAACGUAUUAACGUUGAUACGUUAAUUCGCUUCGAACAACUCCUUAGAAAAUAUAUCUAUAUAAAUAGGGAGAGUAGAUUAUUCGAGUACACUAGGAAACUCACGUAAGCGUACUUUACGACAUAUUCACGGGAUAAAUAUUGUUAAACAUUUGUCGAUACAAUUUUUAUAAAGGAGCAAAUUUAGGAACAGCGACUGGGUUUGUGCUAUAACGCGAUCAGUUAUAGUGGGAUGGAUUGUUGGUACAAAUUAAAUUCUGAGUUACAGAUGCAUGUCACACUUUACGUUGCAAUCGCGCGUUUCUAUUCGGAGUUGAAAUUUUUUUCCGAAAAAAAACGGCCCAAGAUACGGGUCGCACUCACAUUAAAAUACAUUGUUUGCGUAUGUGAAAUUUUAUAAUUUGCAAUAAACGAAACUUUGAAAGUACGCAAAUCAAUUUUCAUCGUAAUAAUGAAUCUUUUGUAUUACUUCGAAAAGAAGUAAGGUAAUAUAUUUGUGAUUGUCGAAAGAAUAUAAUUUUUAAUUUGUAAACGAUGUUUAACUUCGUAUUAUCUGCUAAUAAAUAAUUAACAUCUUUUAGCACCACGUUCGUAGAAUAACCGAUUCUUAUAAUUCUGUUUAUUAAAGGAGAGUAAGUUGGA